AUGCGUUUCAAGAGCCAGCUCACGAACGUAGCGACGUUCUCUAAAUUUACGGCUUCUCUAUCGUCACUUGGCAAGAUCUGUUGGGUGAGGCUGGAAGAUGAAGUCGUUCGCUUCUCCAUAGUGCCAGACCAGGGGACGCAGGUCUGGGCCCAGCUACCAAUUUCAGCCACUGGCGCUACCUCUGCACAACUACGAUUGACCAAAAAGGGGAAUCAGCCCUUGCUCGCCUUGACGGUGGUAACCUCGUCAUGGGCGUCUGGGAAGGGCACGUCGUCCGCAGACGAGGUGGGGAGAGGAAGUCACACACACUCUCUUGAAAACGGUGCCUCCUUGACCGGAAUACCCGCCGCAGAACUCCUGCAAGAUGGCCCCAGAGAACGUGAAACGAUCGUCACACAAGAGAUACCCAUUCGCGUUCUUCAUCCCUCCACGGUCGAAGGACUGCACGAACCACGUUGUCGUGAUCCAGACGUGCAUAUAAUUCUCCCCAGUCUCAUCCAGCUGAAAAGCAUAUCAGAGCGUUUCACAAAGCUCGCCACCGACGCUACUUCCAGCAAAACCGGGAAUGUCAAUGCUGGUGGCAACAGCAAUGGGUCUGCUCUAGCGGGAAGUCAUAGUAGCGGGCCCAAGUUGGAACUUAGCGCAAACAUGCACGGUUCAUUAAAAUUGGCCAUUGCUACUGAUGCACUCCGCAUCUCCAGUGUAUGGACUGGCCUGGUCAAUCCUCCCCUUGAUCAGGCGCACAUGUCCCAGCGCGAGAUUGCUCAGCUUCCUAGCGAGAGGAUGAGGGCUCGAGGUGCGGACGGCGAGGAAGGGUGGGCUAAAGUCAGGAUUGAUGGUAAAGACUGGGGUCGUGUAUUGAGUGUCGGCAGAUUGAGCCCCAAAGUCGUUGCCUGCUUCAUCGAUGAGACUGCCCUGAUCCUAUAUGUUUAUCUCCCGGGGGGUAUCGGAGGAGAAGACUCGUGCCUAACGUACUAUAUCAACUCAUACGCCACCAGGGAAGACCAGAAAACGAUACAUGCAAGAAUGAAGAAGUAG
Microsporum canis CBS 113480 is the source of this 1038-nucleotide messenger RNA. Its product is annotated as NUV101. The transcript is spliced from 5 exons. Gene Ontology annotation, cellular component: site of double-strand break; nucleolus; checkpoint clamp complex. Lineage: Eukaryota; Fungi; Ascomycota; Eurotiomycetes; Onygenales; Arthrodermataceae. The record is from RefSeq and is a predicted model, not a curated record. Bases 1 to 1038 code for a protein of 345 amino acids. Gene Ontology annotation, biological process: telomere maintenance; meiotic DNA integrity checkpoint signaling; mitotic intra-S DNA damage checkpoint signaling.